Molecule: messenger RNA, 1625 nt
Organism: Vicia villosa (hairy vetch)
Lineage: Eukaryota; Viridiplantae; Streptophyta; Magnoliopsida; Fabales; Fabaceae
Product: probable protein phosphatase 2C 47
Exons: 4
Coding region: 267-1412 (381 amino acids)
Biological process (GO): protein dephosphorylation
Molecular function (GO): cation binding; protein serine/threonine phosphatase activity
Source: RefSeq, a predicted model, not a curated record
CAUGUGUUUUCUUCACCAUCUCCAAACCAAUACCUACACUCUUCUCAAUAUUUCUCACAUGCAAAAAUAUAUAUAAAUUAUCAUAUGCCAUGAUGUCACUCACGUUCUUUGCAUGGCCUAAAUUCUACCUUUUUUCUCAGAUCAAGUGAAUACCAUGUUUUGUAUAAUAGCUAUUUCUUGCUGUGCAAUCUUCUAGUGUGUACUUGUUUGAAGAAAUUAUUAUUAUUAUUUUUUGUGAAAUUGGAGUAUUAUGUAAUGGAACAAAAAUGGCACCAGGGAAUUAUUGCAGCUCUCAGUUAGUAGCUAUAUUAAAAGGUGGUGAGUGUUCCAUGGAGGAUCAAAAUGAUGAUACUUUGGGGAAUUUGAAUCAGAAUAUUGUUGGCAAACCUCCAAGGGAUCAUUCUGUUAGUAUGCGUCAUUGCACCAGCUCUUCAUGGUUGGCUGAUUCGGAAUCAAAUAUUAAUAGUGUUAGCAUUAAACCAAACACAGAAGAUAAAUCAGAGUUUCCUCUUAUAUUAAGAUCUGGAAGUUGUUCUGAGAAAGGACCAAAGCAAUACAUGGAGGAUGAAUUUGUAUGUGUUGAUAUUCUUCUUGAAUUUAAAUGUGUUGCUCAACAACUAGAUCUUCCAUCUCCAUCAGCAUUUUAUGGGGUAUUUGAUGGACAUGGUGGUAUUGAUGCAGCAUCAUUUAUCAAAAAGAACAUGUUUAACUUUAUAAUUGAAGAUUCUCAAUUCCAAUCUAGCACUAAGAAAGCUGUUAAGAAUGCAUUUGUGAAAGCUGAUCAUGCAUUUAGAGAUGCCAGUACACUUGAUAGUUCUUCAGGAACCACAGCUCUAAUAGCUCUUGUCUUGGGAAGGGUCGUGCUGAUUGGGAAUGCAGGAGAUUCACGCGCGGUGUUAGGGAAACGCGGCCGAGCGGUUGAACUUUCAAAAGACCAUAAACCAAAUUGCACAUCUGAAAGAUUAAGAAUUGAAAAACUAGGUGGUGUUAUCUAUGAUGGAUACCUAAAUGGACAACUAUCAGUGGCACGUGCACUAGGAGAUUGGCAUAUAAAAGGUUCAAAAGGUUCAAAAAGUCCAUUAAGCUGUGAGCCAGAGUUAGAGGAAAUAGUCCUAACAGAAGAAGAUGAGUUUUUGAUAUUAGGGUGUGAUGGAUUAUGGGAUGUUAUGAGUAGUCAAUGUGCUGUUACAAUGGUUAGGAAGGAACUUGUGCAACAUAAUGAUCCUGACAUAUGUGCUAAGGUACUUGUUACUGAGGCACUUCAAAGAAAUAGUUGUGAUAAUCUAACGGUUGUUGUGGUUUGUUUCUCAGAGGAUCCACCUUCUAAAAUUGAAAUUCCUAGAUCACAUAGGAGAAGGAGUAUUUCUGCUGAAGGUCUUGAUCUUCUCAAAGGUGUUUUGAAUGGUAGAUGAAUGGAUAAGAUUUUAAUUAUUAGAGAUUUGUACAGAUUGAGUUGUUGAGUGCUCAUACUAGAGAUAUAUGGAUCAUCAAUAAGUCUCUUUUAGCCAAGUGAUGAAUUGAACAAUAGAUGACAUAAUUUGAUUGUUGAUUCAUUCAAUUUUGGGUUAGGAGAAUUAAGAAGUAAAUUAGUUAAUUUUUUUUUUUUUUAAUGUUUUUCACUUCUU